Molecule: messenger RNA, 770 nt
Organism: Phlebotomus papatasi
Lineage: Eukaryota; Metazoa; Arthropoda; Insecta; Diptera; Psychodidae
Exons: 2
Coding region: 94-735 (213 amino acids)
Source: RefSeq, a predicted model, not a curated record
AAAAUGGUGAAAAUCUAUAAAUAAAUUUUGAUGUUGAGUACGAAAGCCGAUAUUCAUUUGCACAUGGAUUUCUUAAUGUGAGGGAUUUUUCCAAUGGACGAAAAAAUGACGGAUUUGGUGGAGAGUGGAGCAAGUGAGGCGGAAAAGAGUGUCAAUGGGGAGGAAACUGUGAAGGAUGGAGAGCAGGAUUGGAAGGGAUUGUGCCAGAAAUUGGAGCAGGAUCUUCAAAAACGCAAUACAGAGAAUGAGAUUCUAAAGGCGAGAAUAGGGAUGAUAGAGAAGGAGCAGACGAGCGAUUCGAAGCCAACGAGGACUCAGGAGCAGAAGGAUGAUUAUCUGACAAAAGCCAAGGAGCUUCUGUUCGAGAAAACGAAGAUCUGCAAGAGGCAGGAGCAACAAAUUGAAGCCCUCAAGGUUCAGAUUGAGUCAGUCAAGGAAGUUCUGGCUGUGUCUAAGGAAAUGCUCGAAGUCCGGAACAUGGAAAACUCCCAUUUCCAGGAACAAUUCACCGUGCUCGAGACCCGUCUCAAAGCCGAAAGGGAGCACCAUGUCAUCACCCAGAAGAAGCUCAUCAUCUCCAAAAGGAUGUACGCUGAUCUCCGUAAAGAGCACGAUCUGCAAAUUGGGAUCUUCAAGGAAUUGCGCGAAAGCUACAAAAGCAAAAUCGAUAAACUGACCGCUGAACUCGAGAAAUACAAGGGAGGUUCUUCCGGAAGUCAAGUGAAUGGCCACUGAAUGUGUGAAAAAUAAAAUCCACGUGCAAUAUUUUA